Messenger RNA from Naegleria fowleri, 1332 nucleotides. RefSeq lists its product as uncharacterized. The record is from RefSeq and is a predicted model, not a curated record. The transcript has a single exon. NCBI's taxonomy places the organism in Eukaryota, Heterolobosea, Eutetramitea, Acrasida, Naegleriidae. Bases 1 to 1332 code for a protein of 443 amino acids.
AUGUCUGUUGUGCCUCCAUCACCCUCAUUAUCUUCCAUUCUUCCAUCCAAAACUCGGAAAAGAUUUAAAUUAACUCCCCCGGAGAAGGGUGAUAAAUUCAUCAUUGAUCAUGGUGAUCAUUUCUCCCCAAAAACAAGAAAUUCAAAAAGAAUUCAAAUUAUUCCUCAUUUACAUUAUCAUUUACAUCGGCACUUUACCAUGAUUACAUUCAUGGAUGAAUAUAAUGAAAUCACAAAAAGUCCUACAUUGGUUUCUUUUGGAGGAUCCAAUGUCACGGAUCAUACGAUUUAUUAUUUGGAUUUGGAACCAAAGCUUACAAAUGAUUCUUCUACGCAAUGUUAUGAAUGGAAAGAAUUGCUAACACUCACAAAUAAUGUCAAUGGAGAAUAUUUCAAAAACAACAAAUUAGAUUAUUCCAGUGCCAGUAUGGUUUAUUCGCGCAAAUUACAACAAUUAAUUAUAUUUGAAGGAUGGAGUCACGGUAUUUAUUGUCUUUGUUUAAAAACAAAAACUUGGGCCAAAGCUUUGGAGUUAAAUUUUGUGGGAUGGCCUGUUUAUUAUAGACAUUUCUUGAAAUUAUGCGAUGAACAAACAAAUAAUGCUUUACUAUUAUCCAGGCUUUCUACUGAUUAUGAAAUCAAUUUGUCUGUUGGAGUUAUUGAUUUGAAGGAAUUAUGUGACACAAUCAAAAAUCCAAACAAAUCAGUCACUUUUGGACAACCACCAAAGAGUUGUGCGAGAAAAGGUGUGACUCCACACUCUGUAGUACCCUUAUGGCACGAAAAGAAACUUCUAAUUUUUGAUUCUUUCAAAGAAAUUGUUACCACGAUAUCUUUAUCAUCAAAUUGUGGAGAUGAGAAGAGACAUCCAUGUGAUAUCAUGGAGAGAGGUUGCCGCCGUUUAGUGGCAUGUGCACUCCCAAAGGAUGGGUAUUCAGUGACGACAAACAAAGAAGAAUUACAUGGAUCACAUGCCUUAAUAUCGUUUAUUGACGAUGACAAGAAACAUUCUUUGUUUGAAUAUGAUUCAAAAAGUGAAGUCUUCACUCGGUUGGUUCAUAAUUCUUUACCAAUUCAAUUGGAACAUCAUGCUUUCUUUCAAACAGUCCUUUUCGCGUACCGAAAUAGAAGACAAGAAAGAUGUGCAGUCUUAAUUCCAAAUCUUGACGUUUUGUUCAAAAUCAAAUUGGAUUACGAAAAACCAGAGUGUACUCUCCCUUACUUAAGAAAACAAUUACUGACACUUUUGGAAGAAAAUUCUGAAAACGGAACAAAUUCAUGCAUGGGAAAGGACAUUGUGGCCGUAAUUUGUCAUAACCACUUCAUUCAUUAG